UAAAGCCAAAAAGAAAAAAGAAACAAAAGGUGGAGACUUUCAGGAUCACAUCUUCCAGUAACAGCAAAAGCCCCACACUUUCUAUCUGUCUACUCUACGUACUCUCCUCUUUCUCUCUCCUCACAUUUUUGGCGGGAACAGCUAGCAGCGGCGCCGCCAGCGGUGGAAGAUGCCCGGCGUUACGGCGGAUUCCACGGUGGUUGAAGGAGACCUAGAUUCCUCGCCGCAAAGGACGUCGUCUGCUGAGUCUAACUUCCGUGAGCUUGACGACGCUUACUUGCAGAAUCAAGCAAGAAUAUGGCUUGGAGAAGUGUUGCAGAUAAGAUUUGAUGAGCAGAUAGACAUCUCAGAUUUACUUGCAGACGGGGAGUUGCUAUUUGAAGUGGCUGAGGUGAUAUCGAGGACACUACCAACCCUCUCGGCGGAUGAAAGUCAUAUAAAAGCGCAUGAACGGAAAACUCUUGCUUCUAACAAGAGCACUCGGAGAUAUAUGCCAUAUUAUAACGUUGAUUCAUUUUUAAGGAUGUGCAAAAAUCUGGGCAUAGAUGGAAUUGAUCUCUUUACUCCCUCUGAUGUUGUGGAACGGAGGAACACUCGGAAAGUUUGCAUGUGUUUACGUUCUCUAUCAAAGAAAUCAAGGUUAAGAGAUCUAAACGUUCCUGAUUUUGAUAGUGUUACUUGCACUCUAGCAAUGCCGACGGACAUGGUUGAGUGCAUUCGGAAGAGCCUAGAGAAGUCACAUUCAAGCUCUUCACUGUCAGUUGAACAGGAAGCAGAAAAAGUUUCAAGGGUUAGAGUUUGGAGGAGAAUGUCUAAUUCGGCCUCUGCUGUUAGUAAUGGUUACUCAGACAGUUGUGAUGAAGCUGAAAGCAAAUUUGUAGUUGCUGAAUCUUAUGGAUCUUCAGACGAUGCUUAUGAUGCUGAAUCUCCUGAUAUUUCAGGUUCACAAGUAGUCAGAGAAUAUAAUUCAGAACUUCAGUUAAGCACGAGAUCAGACUUUGAAAACGAGGAUGAUGAUCUGUGUGAAUACCUGUCUCCCUCUAACGCCGAGUCUGUUGGCUCACCUUGCUCACAGUAUUAUAGUGAUGAGGAUCUCAGCGUGCCAUCCUCAAACGGACUUGGCUCACGUAUCAGCGGUAAAGUUCCAGAACUGAAUAUUGAGACUAAUCAUGAAUAUCAAAUUAGUGAUGUGGUCCAUGUCCCUAUUGAUUGGGAAGAUAUUCAUUUGGAUGUUGGCAACAAUAAAGGUGUCAAUGCCAAUGAUGGUGAAGUUGAUUGUGUAUCCCACGAUAAUGAAGAUGUAGACACUACAUGCUCUCAUGGUUUUUAUUUAAUUGGGAACGAUAUGUGCAAUGAACAACUAGGAACUUCAAAUAACCCUUCUAAAGUUGACUGCGACAAUAUCUCGGAGUUGGGUGAGCCCCCUGAAUGUGUUUUAACAGAUGAUUUUCAUGUUAGUGAUGCUCCACAUUUGAGUCAUGAGGAUGCACCAUCAGAAAACAAUGCAACCAAACAUGACCCGUUAGUCUGUGAAGUAGAUCUUGGUACUGGUGAACACUAUUCUCAUGGGAAGACUAAGGACACGGUUCUUUACGGGGAGCUUCUAAUACAAAGUUCUUGUGUUUCCAAACCUUCAGAAAGUCCUGAUUUAUUGUAUGAUAGUGAGAAUCAAGCGUCUAAUGCCUGCACAAAGGUUAUAAAUAUUGGAGUAAAUUCUUGCUGUGAUAGGGUAAACAAUGAGAAUGUUACUUCAGAGGUUGUGGCAGGUGAAUUGAGGUUUCACGAAGAGCAGUCUCCUUGUUCAGUUGAUUAUGAUGGAAACACUUUCAAUUGUUCGAGUUUAGUUGAUGUUAAAUCAAAUGAUUAUGAUGAUCACGCAACAUUUGUUGAUCCAAUCAGGACAUCUAUCCCAUCACUCUUUGAAAGAGACACUGUUAUCUGCACAGAUGUUCAUUGUUCUCCAAUAGAAAAUGACAAAGAGUCAUUAGAAAGUAAAAUGAUGCCAGACAAUAAAGAACAACACUCUGACAAUGGUUGUAUGGAAGGUAAUGCAAGUAAUGAGUCGGAUAUGCCUCAAAUGGAUCUGAAUUCUUCACCGUGUAUGGUUGAGGCUAAGAAUAUCACAGGAUGCUCAAAGGGCUGCCAUGAUACCAUGGAGGGAUCUGAGGGUCAUAAUGCUCUUGUGGAGAGUGUUGAUCACAAACCAUUAGACAACACAAUUCUUGUUAGUAGUUUUGCUACUGCUGUUUGUGAUCCUCAUUCAGAAGCUCAACACCCCAAAAUCUUGGAAGAUACAGAUCAUAAGCAUCUUCAGUGUGUGAAAGAGGCAGAGAAGGGAGAAUCGAAAUUUGUAAAGCAAGAAGGUACCAACAAAGAAGUACCAGUGCAUAAACCCCAAAGGAAAUUGUUGAAGUCAAUUGUUAAGGGUACAACACUAGUAGGUGUUGCUGUAUUCUUGCUCCAUCUCAGAAAGAACAGACGGGAGAAUACAUCUGGAGCAAAGAAGCGACCAGCUCAAAUUGUGAUACAGGGUACAACUAAGCCAUUGCAAAAGGGUCAAAUGGGUGGAAGUACAAGCAGUGUAUAUCCAGCUGAGAAGCUUCAUCUUAAAUUAUAGUGUAGAGUACAAAAAUGCAACCUCAUUGUAAAUGAGUAGAAGUCAGAUAAAUACAAGCUAAGAAUACAUGGAUACUAUAAACAGUUAAACACUAAUAUCCAAUGUCCUAAGAGCUUAGUAUUACGGAAAACAAAUGACUAUGUUUAGCAGUUAACAUGGUUAUUGGAAGCUCUAAUGAGCGAGAUUAUCUUGUAAUACGUUCUUGAUGUUUAGCUUUCUGUUACUGUUCUGCAUGUAAUUCAUGUAACUUGCUGCAAUUUGAGGAUGGUGUUUUUUUUAA
Messenger RNA from Spinacia oleracea (spinach), 2897 nucleotides. RefSeq lists its product as uncharacterized. Lineage: Eukaryota; Viridiplantae; Streptophyta; Magnoliopsida; Caryophyllales; Amaranthaceae. The record is from RefSeq and is a predicted model, not a curated record. Gene Ontology annotation, molecular function: actin filament binding; cytoskeletal adaptor activity. The transcript has 8 exons. Gene Ontology annotation, cellular component: actin filament. The coding region runs from base 170 to 2617 and encodes 815 amino acids. Gene Ontology annotation, biological process: actin crosslink formation.